AGCAAGCAAAAAAGUGUGAGGAAAAUACUUGUUCUUCUUCCGGCCGGCUGAAGAAGAAAGAAAGAGGGAUUAUUAAUUAGGUCAGACGGUGGUGAUGUCUUCUAAUAAUAACACAAGAAGAAGCCUUUUAUCAGGCGGCGGCUCCACUUUCAUGAUGAAGCAAUUUAAAGGAGGUAAAAACCCUUCCUUUUUCAACAUUUCAUCCUCUUCCCUUUUUACCCCCCGCUCCCCCCCUUUCAAUUAUUCUUACGAUCAUCAUGAUCCUCCUAAUAAAUCGAUCAAAUGUUACUCAGAACCCCUAUUCCUUCUGUUGUGAAAUUCAAUCAGUUGCUGAAUUCCGUUACCAAAAUGAAACAUUUUUCACAUGCCAUUCAUCUCUUCAACCAUAUGUGUGCCAUCGGCCUUCCUGUUGAUGAGUACACUGUCAAUAGUGCCAUCAAGUGUUGUUGUCAGCUGCGUCGAACCACAGAUGGUUUUGCCCUCUUUGGCCUCUGCUUUAGACGAUCUAUUGUACCUAAUGUCCACACUUACAGUAUACUCUUAGACGGACUCGUCUUAGAAGACAAGAUCCAUGAGGCCGAAAGAUUAUUUAAGAAACUCAUUAAACUCAAAAUCUGUGAACCUGAUGUUGUUAUGUAUUCCACGAUGAUCAAAGGCCUAUGCAAGUUUGGCGACAAUGUUACCGCCCUUUCUUUGCUUAGAAUGAUGGACGAAAGAGGCUGUAAACCUAAUGCAGUUACAUACAACACCAUCAUUGAUAGUCUUUGCAAGGACCAAUUGAUAGAUGACGCCUUCAAGCUUUUUAAAGAGAUGGUCUUUCAAAAACACAUCCAACCAGAUGUCAUCACAUACACCUCUUUGAUUUCCGGCCUAUGUAAAUUAAGUCAGUGGGAUGAGGUGUAUAAGUUGCUAAAAGAAAUGGAUGAUUAUAGGAUCUCUCCGGAUGUGCACACCUUUACCAUACUAGUUGAUUCGUUAUGCAAAGAAGGUAAGACGGAAGACGCAGAGAGUGUUAUCAACAUCAUGGUGGAGAAAGGCAAGGAGCCGAACAUAAUGACAUACAGUUCACUCAUAGAUGGUUACUGUUUGCGAGGUGAGAUGACCAAAGCAAUGACAGUUUUUGAUGCCAUGGUGAUUAAAGGUAUCCUCCCUGAUGUUUUUACUUACAACAGUUUCCUGAAUGGGUACUGCAAGAAGUUGAUGAUAGAUGAGGCCUUGCAAAUGUUUUAUGAAAUAACUAGAAAAGGUAUGAAACCCGAUACAGUCACUUACAACACCAUGAUACAAGGAUUGUUUACGGCUAAACAAUGUGGAGCUGCACGCAAACUCUUUGAUGAGAUGCGAGCACAAGGCCAAAUCCCAAAUGAAUGCACUUAUAGAAUAAUUUUACACGGUCUUUACAACAACCAUGAGGUAGAAGAUGCACUUUCUUUGUUCAAGUUGAUGGGUAAUAGCAAGCUAAAUUCGGAUGUUGAAGUGUACAAUAUCCUUAUUGAUGGUGCAAGCAAAUGCGGGAUGCAUGAGAUUGCAAGAAAUCUUUUCCAAGACUUGGCAGUGAAAGGUGUGCAACCUACUGUUCGGACAUAUAAUGCUAUGAUACGUGCUGUUUGCCGAGAAGGUCUUCCGAGUGAUGCACAGCAGUUGUUUCUUCAAAUGAAAGAGAGCGGGUGCCCGCCAGAUAAUGUUACUUACUGCCUUCUUCUCCAAGGUUAUCUAAAGAACAACCACUAUGUUGAUGUAGAGAUGCUUUUACUGGAAAUGGAUGGAAGAGGUUACUCACUUGAUGUUUCAACAUUAUCGUUGCUUAUUGAUAAGAUUGCCGCUGGCUUGUUACGAAACACUUUGCUUAACUUGAUACGUAAACUAGUGCCAAAAGAAUUGGUUGGAGGCCCUGGUUUUUCUGCCUAGCCCAGUAGUUUGGAAAAUGAAAAGUGAUUGAGGGGCUUGAGAUUGAAGGGUGUACCAACGAAACAUAGGAGGUAGAUUGGUUUUGCUUAAGUUAAUACGUACACUGGUUUUUCUAACUCGUAUGCUUUUGGGGAUUUUUGCUACAUGUGUAACGUUAUUUGACUAGUUCUGUAUAACGAAUUUAUGACGCUAGCAUUUUUUUAUAUGUCGUAGUUCAAUGUCAGUUUGUUAAUUCAUGGAUAUGAGUUAUUCCCUCUUGUUUUUCUAUUUAUUCCUUGAUGUUUUAUAUCUUCUCAAACUUUA
This is a messenger RNA of Erigeron canadensis, 2211 nucleotides long. Its product is annotated as pentatricopeptide repeat-containing protein At1g62670, mitochondrial-like. Gene Ontology annotation, molecular function: protein binding. Lineage: Eukaryota; Viridiplantae; Streptophyta; Magnoliopsida; Asterales; Asteraceae. The record is from RefSeq and is a predicted model, not a curated record. Bases 283 to 1908 code for a protein of 541 amino acids. The transcript has a single exon.